Molecule: messenger RNA, 435 nt
Organism: Aspergillus campestris IBT 28561
Lineage: Eukaryota; Fungi; Ascomycota; Eurotiomycetes; Eurotiales; Aspergillaceae
Exons: 2
Coding region: 1-435 (144 amino acids)
Source: RefSeq, a predicted model, not a curated record
AUGGAUGAUCCCCCCAGGCGAGUCAUGGUAUACGCCCGUGUUACCGAUAUAGCGGGAGACCCUCAGCGGCGCCACAACUCUCUUGGCGAGACCUUUUGCAAGCAGAUCCUAGGCAGAGACUUCCACGCGGAGCUUCAACCGUCUUUCUACGAUCACGUUCACAUCCCUGCCGAUUUCGAUUCGGAUCAACCGCUGAAACGAUGGUUUAUCUUCGACCUGGGCGUCAAGCAGCAGCUCACAGCCGAGGCGGUAGCUCAGAUGCCCCACUCGGUUUACAUGGCAAGUCGCCAGAACGGUGAAUUGAUAUUCAUUCGUCGUGAUAACUGGGUAGAUAGCGCCAUAACUCGAGCCAGGUCGUACAUCUGGGGCGGUCGAUUGGAACAAAGGAUAGUAGCAGAAAUGAGAGAAAGAUACGCCCACGACCUCUCAGUUUGA